Molecule: messenger RNA, 1275 nt
Organism: Kuraishia capsulata CBS 1993
Lineage: Eukaryota; Fungi; Ascomycota; Pichiomycetes; Pichiales; Pichiaceae
Exons: 1
Coding region: 1-1275 (424 amino acids)
Biological process (GO): tRNA-type intron splice site recognition and cleavage
Cellular component (GO): tRNA-intron endonuclease complex
Source: RefSeq, a predicted model, not a curated record
AUGGAACAAGAGGAGGACGAUUUGUUAAAUUUCGAUUCUUCGAAUCAACCAGAUGACGAUUUCGGGGAAGUUAUCCAGGACUGGGCCGUGGUGGCCCAGAAGUAUCAGGGCAAGAAACGAAACACUGUACCUAAAAGAGGAGUGAAAGAUGCGGAGCCUCUCGCGCAAGAAUCAACCACAUAUGACGAAAGAAUGCUUUCGGAGGCCAGAAAUACUAUGUAUGAGGCAUUGUCGAAAACACGCCGUGUUCCUGUUCCUGGCAAUGGGAGCAUGGAUCCUCUCACUAUAAGAUAUGACAGGCAGACUGGGGAGUUCUACAUGACCCAGCCGAAAGGCAAGUUUCUUGAAACGCUUGGUAAAACAGACAGGGAUGGAAAGACCGUCUGGAUGUUUCCGGAAGAGGCAGUUUUCUUGGUUGAACGUGGAAGCUGUAUUGCGAAGUAUUCGGAUGAUGACUCGCAUGUUUUGAGUUUGGAGGAGCUGUAUAGCAUGGCGUUUGCGAAUCCUGGAGACUACGAGAAAUUCAUGUGCUAUUCUCACUUGAAGAGAUGUGGAUACACAAUUCAGAGACACGCUGAAUAUGAUGAGAUGAUACCAUUGGUCACCGAAGUGAUGGUGCCUGUUUUGUCUACGAAAAGGUUUCAGCUGGGACAUUUGGCUAACUACUUGACCAGGUCAUUGUCCUGGUUCAGAAGACUCAUACUCCCUCUUGUGGAUAGAAUAGGCCUAUUCUGUUUCAACGGUGGACUUUCGCGGUAUCCGCUGCUUCACCCUCAACAUUUCGAGUUUUCUCGCUACUUCAGAUACUCUUCUAUGUUCUCCCAGUUGCAGACGGUGUUUUUGAGACCAUCUUCUCACCAAGAGGUUCAGGCAAAUCAGCAAACAAAGUACCGUAUUUGCUUCAACAUUUGGAAACCAACACCCGGGUUCCGCAAGAAGUCUCCCCCAGUGCCAGACUUCCAGGUUUGUGUGAUAGAUGUGAACAGCACGAACUUUCCCUCGUUCGAAGAGGUCAGGUCUUUGUUAGGUCGCUGUGAUUCGCACACGGUAAAAAAGGUGGAAAGAACGUCUGUCGCAACGGGACCCGAUGACUUUAAAUUGAAGUAUGGGGAGAAGCACAUUUUAAUUUGCAUCAUAGAUCAAGGUGUUAUGAACUUUGUGAGAUUGAACGACUCCAGCUUUGCUAGUGAAGGGUUGAUAUGGCAGGACCAAUGGCUUCAGAAGAAAAAGUUUGCUCCGAGGAAAGGGGGUAGGAAAAAUCGCCGCAAGCAAUGA